AAAUAGUCACUCGCGGUGGCAGCCGGAGCAGAGACGUGAACAGACGUCAACGGACGACACCGCGAGGCGAGGCACGACCAGACGAGACCGGACGAGACGUCCUGUGUGCGGAGCCGAGCGGAAUCCGCAUCCGCAUCUCGCGACGACGACAACACGUCCGCGCGCUCUCUCUCUCGCCGGGUAGAGCCUCGUUACGGAGGAGAGACACAGGUGCGCGCGACGCUCGCCGUCGUCCCCGUCCGGAACGCGUACCCUCGCCGCUGCCGCUCGGAAUAUUCCUCACCGAUGAGCGAGCGACCGAGGCGCGAUCGCUCUUCGACGGUGGCUGCCGCGCGGCCGCCGCUGCGGCGAGACAGGCCGCCUAGCUUUUGAAUCCUCCCGGAGGACACCACGCGAGGAAUGACGCUGGAAAAUCCGUUCUUUGUCGUCAAGGACGAGGUGUGCAAGGCGCUGAAUAAGAACCGCGGCUUGUACGGACGUUGGAACGAGUUGCAAGAUGUCGCGAUCGCGUCGCCGAACACACCGGUGAGCGGCGGAAUUUCCGCGGCAGCCGCCGCCGCUGCGCCGAUCUCGCGAGACGAGCUCGACUGGACCACUACGGAGCUGCGGAAAGCGCUGCGCUCCAUCGAGUGGGAUCUCGACGACCUGGAGGACACUAUCUGUAUCGUUGAGAAGAACCCGACGAAAUUUAAGAUCGACAACAAAGAGUUGACGGUUCAACGGAGCUUCAUCGAGCAGGCGCGUGAGGAAGUCAAAAUCAUGAAGGAUAAGCUAAACCUAAGCAGAGGCCGGGACCGCGACAGCACAGCAAGACAGCCGCUUUUGGAUAAUAGUCCGGCACGAAUGCCCACAAAUCAUGGUACUACAAAGUACAGCAAGCUGGAGAAUGAAAUCGACAGUCCUAAUAGGCAGUUUCUCAGUGACACAAUGCAGCAGCAGAAUACCAUGAUAAGACAACAAGACGAGCAGCUGGAUAUGAUUGGCGAGACUGUCGGUACCUUGAAAACAGUAUCCAGGCAAAUCAAUACUGAACUGGAUGAGCAAGCUGUAAUGCUAGAUGAAUUCGGAAACGAGCUAGAGGCUACAGAUUCCAAACUGGAUGCGACGAUGAAGAAGAUGGCGAAGGUGCUUCACAUGAGUAAUGGUAACUAUAACAAUUAUAUUCCCGCCCCUACCACCGCGUCGUCCAGCGUUUCCGACCUGACCGCUGACAAACCUUCCUCAUUUUCCUCUUUAUCCACCACGAUAACCAACUGUUUUCUGUGUUCUAGCGAUUAAUUGAUUGUGCGUUCCUAUAAUUGUUUAAUUAAACAGUCAUGGAAGGGGAUCAUAAGAUCCAUCUUCCUCUUGUGUAUCUCGAGCACGCUUUUUAUUUUAUUCUGAUGUUUGCAUUCUUUUCAAAUUUCCGUGACAUCAAAAGCACAAAAUUCGGAAUGUUAAAUAAAUACAUUUCAGAUGUUUAAUUAGACGCGGAUGGGUAAUAUUUUGCGGCUCGUAGAAAUCGCAUAGUAAAUUGAUAUAUUACAUCUAAGACCUAAUUAUAUUAGUCCCUAUCGCUGCUUCGUAAGAUGAUAAUAGUUUGUUACGUGUAAUUAAUUAACAAAGAUAUCGAAAUAUCUUCGUUUGAGGAGUGCGAAUUUUGUCGCGUUAUUUAGUGUCGAAAGCAGGGCGGACCAGUUAGAUCUCAAAGGGAGUACUCUUAUAUUAAAGUUAGUCAACAAUUUGACCGACAAGAAGAAUUGAACGUAUUAAACAUACGCAAUAUGUGACUGAAAAAUAUGUCCACCGGCGAACGAAGGUUUAGAUUUCAAUUUUGAUUGGGAUUUUUAUCUGUGGUGUAUUCUUCAGUCGCAUAUAUACGUAUGUGACUGAAACGAAUCGGAGAUUAGUAGCGUUUUUGACUAAAGCAAAAUUUGAUCACCCUGAGAACGAAUUUACAGAAUUAUCGAUCGUUCUCAGAGCGAUUGAAUGGCACCUCAAUUGGGAACGCUAUCAGAUUAGAGUUUGAAUUCUCGCGAAGAUAUAUAUAUACAUAUAUAUAUAUAUAUUUUUAUUCUGUGGCACGGCUACAGAGUCGCGCGUACGUACGCGACGGAGAAAUAAGUCGCGGGCGAAAACUUUAAAAUGGGAUUUUGAAUUUUUGUGAAUACAUGGGUCAAGAGUUUCACAGUCAUUUGCGAAUUGACCCGCGAAGUUGCACGCGUUAAUCUUCUAACUUUACAAAAGAUUGACAACAAGUAUAUCAUUGAUGUUGAGUAGUUUACGUUAACUUAAGUUAAACAAUUUAACGAAAUGCAUUAUUUUAACUAGAAUUAGAAUAACUGAAAUUAUACUGUAAGAUUUUAAAGACACGCGGUAACGUUGAAAAAGCUUCAGGAUAUGUAUGGAAAACUUACUAAAUGAAGGGAGACACAUAUGAUAGUUUAAUAAAAAGAGAAUAUUGAAAAUAACAAUUAUAUAUUUUUCCUCAUUGAAGAGAACGACAAUUCGUGCACAAAAAAGUCGAGAGAAUAUGUCUGUGCGAAUAGAGAGAGAGAAGCGUAUAGAUUGCACUGACUACAUGUAACCGAACUCGAAAACGUAGUUUAUUGUUAUCUCUCUUUCGUCUCGACGACCAAUUGUGAAAAAAGGAAGGAAGAAAAGAGAGUAUUGACAAAUAAAAGCUGAGAACCGAUUUAUAUUGUCAACUGUAAACGAUUAUAAAUACUCCUACUCCUCGCUAUAUUUCUUAUUGUACGCAUUAUAAUUGUAAUUGUAUUAAGAUUAUAAUUAAUAUUCUGUAUCAUACAUUUUUUUAUAUAAGUUCAACGUGUUGCUGUUUCCGCAAUGUUUUUGCCAAGUUCCCCAAAUGACAAAUAUAGAAGAGAAUGUCAAAUAAAUCAAUUAGACUUGCCACUUUGCUAGAGGUCGAAGGGCAGAGUUAAAGUAGACGAGUAUUAACGAUUAUUGUUGCACACGACGAGCGUUUACGAAAGAGCCUAAUAUCGUAACUUUAAUCCCAAUUUCGAAUCUCUCGUUCAUAAGUGAGACGCAUGUGAUGUUACUUUCCGUUUGUUUUAGAUCGAAGACAAUGGGUAGCCAUUGGAGUGUUGACCGCUA
Molecule: messenger RNA, 3099 nt
Organism: Harpegnathos saltator (Jerdon's jumping ant)
Lineage: Eukaryota; Metazoa; Arthropoda; Insecta; Hymenoptera; Formicidae
Product: syntaxin-6
Exons: 6
Coding region: 400-1278 (292 amino acids)
Biological process (GO): Golgi vesicle transport
Cellular component (GO): membrane
Source: RefSeq, a predicted model, not a curated record